This is a messenger RNA of Oryctolagus cuniculus (rabbit), 1043 nucleotides long. It is a transcript of the gene COX4I1, whose product is annotated as cytochrome c oxidase subunit 4I1. Gene Ontology annotation, cellular component: respiratory chain complex IV. The record is from RefSeq and is marked validated. Gene Ontology annotation, biological process: mitochondrial electron transport, cytochrome c to oxygen. NCBI's taxonomy places the organism in Eukaryota, Metazoa, Chordata, Mammalia, Lagomorpha, Leporidae.
CGCCGGGCCGCGAGCGGGCCGUGCCGGCCUAGGAGCCGGCGGCCGUUGGUCCUGCGCGCCGGCGGCCGGGCGCCCGCUGGACACGGCGGUGGGCCUGCGUCUCCGGUGACAUUGAGGCCGCCCCGCGGGGGCUCGGGGCUCGAGGGGCUGCAGGGCCGCAGCCCCCGUGCUGGCGCGAGCGCCCGGGCCUGCUCCGCUGGCCUGCGGCGGCCGCGCCGCGGGCUGGGACGGUGUGACCUUGGGCGCCCGCGGCCCGCUCGGCGGCUGCGCGCCGGCCGCGGUGAGCGAGGCUCCCGGCGCCCGCGCGCGAGGCCCGGCCGAGGGCGGCCCCGACGUCACGCGCAGGAUGUUGGCCACCAGGGUGCUGAGCCUCGUCGGCAGGCGGGCGAUUUCCACCUCCGUGUGCGUGCGGGCGCACGGGAGCGUUGUGAAGAGCGAGGACUACGCUCUCCCGAGCUACGUGGACCGGCGUGACUACCCCCUGCCCGACGUGGCCCAUGUGAAGCAGCUGUCUGCCAGCCAGAAGGCCCUGAAGGAGAAGGAGAAGGCCCCCUGGGGCAGCCUCACCAGGGACGAGAAGGUCGAGUUGUAUCGCAUUCAGUUCAACGAGAGCUUCGCCGAGAUGAACCGGGGCACCAAUGAGUGGAAGACGGUCGUGGGCACGGCCCUGUUCUUCAUCGGCUUCACCGCCCUCAUCCUGAUCUGGGAGAAGCACUACGUGUACGGCCCCAUCCCGCACACCUUCGACAAGGAGUGGGUGGCCAUGCAGACCAAGAGGAUGCUGGACAUGAAGGUGAGCCCCAUCCAGGGCUUCUCCGCCAAGUGGGACUACGACAAGAACGAGUGGAAGAAGUAGAGCUCCUGCCGCGGAGCCCUCGCAGCGCUGCGCACGCACAGGGAACCCACGUCAGACGGCGCCAGUCCUAAUAAACGACCCGUGUCCCCGAGGUCCUCUUGGAGGAGAACUAAAUGCAAGCGUCUGUUAUUUAAAACAAUAGCUGUCUCCCAGGCGUCCGAAGUAAACAUACACUGGCUGUACCCGA